Dentiscutata heterogama is the source of this 366-nucleotide messenger RNA. Lineage: Eukaryota; Fungi; Glomeromycota; Glomeromycetes; Diversisporales; Gigasporaceae. The record is from the annotation of a GenBank genome assembly.
AGGAUAGAGAAAGUUAGUAGAGAUUCUUCGCAAGGGCAUCGAUCAUUUGGAACUUUGGAACAGAUGAACUUAGGAUUAGGCACAAUGAGCUGUACAAAUGAAUAUUCAUCUCUUAAUAUCAUUCCACUAGGCAAUUUUAUCUCAUUAAGAAAUGCAUCUGCGCAGCAAAAUUUGACACGUCCAAUACAACAAGUACAAGACAUUGAAGAUAAUUCAUUUAUUCAAUCUCAAACGAAUAAUCAAGCAAAAGAAAAGAAUUCUAAAAAAAAUGAUGGUUGUCAUUGUAGUAAAACCAACUGCAAAACCAAAGUUGUUCAUGCUGAAAAAACAAUGCACUUUGUACAAGGCGCUGUGGUUGUGUAUUGA